CACACGGAGCACACACAAACACGGGAUUACAAACAUUUGCAAAAGGUAUUGUGUGAACCGUAAUAUUGUGUAUGGUGAAUGAGAAAAUAAAGCAAGUUAAAUGGACACCAGUGAACAGGAAAUAAAUUGACUGUAUUUAACUGGAAACUUUGUAUCGAACUUUUAUUCACCUAGCAAACUUUGUGUGGGUCAAUUACGCCAACAUAGCGGAUCCUCAGAGGCUUAAAGCGUUGGCUUAGCCGCUACAUGGACCUUUAUUAAUCCCCGUGAAGAAAUUCAGUUGUUUCGAACGGCUCUUAUCAUGGCUGCCACUGAGGUUCUUCCGGGUCAUUUAACUCCGUUAGGAACCUUAGUUAGUUAUAAGAUGUGGUUCAAUAAGCAGCGUAACUUACACGAUCUGCGUUUGGUUGUUUCUGUGAAUGGUUAUGUUUGGUUAGUGCAUGGAAUUGUGGGACAGCAUAAUCUCUUCUCCUUUCCUAAAGGAUGGUGUAUCCUAAAGGAGAUAAUAAAGGAAGCAUUGAGGCUCCUUCCCUAUCAUAUAAAGAACUCUCUUAUCAUAGCUGCAGCUUAGAGACUUCCGGGUCAAUUCCUCAGCUAGAAAACUUCCUGAGAGGAAAAGAACAUUUGCAGAGCAUGUGUGAAAAGAGCUUUCGUAUUGCUGUGUUCAAUGUGUUCCUUGUGUUUCCUGUUAUUGACUGCUCAGGUCUGGACCAGAAUCACGGCGGGGAGUAUGCUGCGUUCGCGGCCCUUAUUGAGAGGUUUGUUAAAGUGCUCAGAGACUGUCAGAUCACGCCCUACAUAGUGCUGGACGGUGGAUCGGACAUCUCAGAAAAGAAGAAUGAAACCGUGAAGAAAAGAGCAGUGGAUCGGAUCAAACGGGCGCAUCGAGCGGCGAAGGACGGCCAGCGCAAGGACAUCCUGCCGACGCUGGUGAAGCUGGUGUUCCGACAGACGCUGAGGCGGCUGGACGUCCAGGUGGCUCAGUGCUAUGGAGAGACUGACCCGGAGAUCGCCGCCCUGGCCCGGGAGUGGCAGUGCCCGGUGCUUUCCGGAGACAGCGACUUCUACAUCUACGACCUUCCGGUGGGGCUGCUGCCCCUCUCAGACUUCCAGUGGGAGGCGGUUGAGCGGAGGGGCUCCAACAGCUAUAUCUCCUGCAAGAGCUACUACACCUCCAGCUUCUGCAUCUACUUUAAAAUCCAGCGCCAGCUCCUGCCCGCCUUCGCCGCCCUGGCUGGGAACGACUACGUGAAGCCACACCGGCUGCAGGCGGGCGUCAGCUGGAAUCAGUUCGCCCCGGCAGGCGGCGGGAACACGGGCCGCAUGGAGGGGCUGCUGUGCUGGCUGCAGAACUUCCAGAAGCCUCAGGAGGCCUUCGAGGCGGCGCUGGGGCUGAUGGGAGAACUGAGCGGCAACAAAAAGGCGGAGGUGAUGAAGGGCUUGAAUCUGGGGAUGGAGGAGUACCAACUUCCUCCCAGCGCCCUCAAGAAGUUCUUCACCCAUGGGAUAGCACCUCCAUUCUCCACAGAAGUGGCUGGUGUCCCGGACUGGUCCCGGCUGCCUCUGAUUCAGGCCUGGCUAUCGCCGGUCAUCCUGGACGUGCUGCUGCUGCAGAGGAUGAGCUUCAGCGUCUUCGUGGAUCUCGCCGCCGCACCAAGCGCUCACCUUACCGCUAGGCCGCUGCGGCAGGUGAUGUACGGGCUGCUGCUGGGCGAGGGCAGGGAGGUGAUAGAGCGAGAUAGGGAGGGGCUGCAGCUGAGGUUCAUCCCUGUGAAGACCGCCUCCACAGCAAGCUCCCUGCAGCUCUCACUGCAAACACUGGAUAAGGCGGACGCCUCUCUACGUCUGAAGGUUCUCCUUGAGGCCCUGGGGGUCCCUGAGGCCUCCCUGGCCCCCGUGCCUCCCCCCCUGCGCCUCCCUGUGUGUGUCACCUGCUUCUGGCUGCAGAGAGCCCAGCCUCCUGCAGACGAGGAGGUGCUGAAGGCUCUGCUGCUCGGGCUGAGCUCCGGAGACGCCUUCAGGGGAGCCCUGCCCCCCCCCAGACAGAAGCUGGACAUGCAGGUGUCUCACUCUCUGAACCAGUGGCAGUCCUGCCUGAAGUCCAGCCUGCAGCUCAACCAGCUGCUGGGCCUACCGCUACCUGAGGCCCCCCUCUCCAGGUUGUUUGAGGGGACGUUGGUUCACCAGCUGGUGCACAGGAUGAGGUACGGGGGAAAGAAGAGGCCUUUCCUGAAGGAGGACCCCUGCAGUGUGAUGCUGUUCGAAGCCAUUCAGGCCGUGGUGCACCAGAUCCCCCCUCAAGAGAGCCACAGGACGGGGGAGGAUCGGCAGAGGCAGCCUCUGGACGACCUGACCUCCACCCUGCAGCAGCUCUUCCCCCUGGAGGAGGAGGAGGAGGAGGAGGAGGAGGAGGCCAGCAGCUCGGGGUGGGUGCAGGAGAAUCUGCGCCUCAGCGAGCUGCUGUCAGUGAAAACUCGUUUCAGAGCGAAACACAGGAAGAACCGGAGCAAGAACCCGGAGCUGGCCCGCAAAGAGGAGCGCCGCGACCGGGACCUGCUCUGAGCUCAAGGGAGGAAAACAAGCCGGGUUCAUCAGACUCUCGUUAACGUCCCUCACAUCAGUCUGAUACAUAAUAUUUACGUUACUCUGAAACAAGAAGCACUUCCUUUUUUAAAUCUGCACACAUUUUACACCUUUUUGCACAUUUCUUUCUUCGUCUCUUUAUGCCCUCAAGAUUGUAUAUUUUGAAUUAAGGGUGAUCAGCACUUGUUUUUUCUUAUUUGCCCUUAAAAUGUGAUGCACUGUUCGAUUGUUAUUGAAAACACAAAAGAGUUUUAAUAAGUGGAAUUCACUGUAAACAUGUUAUUUAAAAAAACGUGAUAAUUGUGUUUCUUUAGUCUCAUGAAUGUUAACGCUUUGUUCCUCACGUACGUUCUUAGUGACUGUUUGUUGGAGACAUUUUUGUGCAUUCGUUUACUUUUAUUACAUUACAUGUUACUUGUUAGACGCUUUUAUCCAAAGCGACUUACAUACUCAAUACUGUGGGCAAUCC
Molecule: messenger RNA, 3052 nt
Organism: Trematomus bernacchii (emerald rockcod)
Lineage: Eukaryota; Metazoa; Chordata; Actinopteri; Perciformes; Nototheniidae
Product: protein asteroid homolog 1-like
Exons: 5
Coding region: 484-2562 (692 amino acids)
Molecular function (GO): nuclease activity
Source: RefSeq, a predicted model, not a curated record